Messenger RNA from Acanthocheilonema viteae, 2030 nucleotides. The record is from the annotation of a GenBank genome assembly. NCBI's taxonomy places the organism in Eukaryota, Metazoa, Nematoda, Chromadorea, Rhabditida, Onchocercidae.
AAGCUUUAUCAAAGCUGAAAUAUUCUCGAUUUCGUCAUGUGUAUUCAAAAAGUGUACGGCGUAGUGAAUGGUACGAUACGGGACCGGGACACGGGUUAGCGGUAGCGGCGAAUCCAAAGAUGAUUGCACUUGCUAUCGAUGUUCCGGCCGGUGGUGUUGUUCAAAUUGCCAAACUGUGUCGUAUGGGUCGAGGACGAAUGGAAUUAGGCAAAAUUAAAGAUCAUGAAGGUGCUGUAUGUGAUGUAAAAUGGAAUCCUUUCAAUGAUAAUGUUUUAGCUACCGGAUCUCAUGAUGCUACAGUUCGAAUAUGGCAUAUCGAUGAUAUGCUUAGAAUUCGCUGUUUGCGAAUAUCCCGAGCACAUUCUCGACGCGUUCAUACAGUUGAAUGGCAUACAACGGUUGAUAAUGCUGUCUUUUCGGCUUCAUUAGAUGGUCGAAUAGUGCUGUGGAAUAUUGAAACAGAUGACAUUGUAUAUAAAAUUGAAGAUUGCAAUGCCGUUUCAAUAAGCUUAAGUUAUAAUUGUUCUGAAUUUGUGAUUGUCACUAAGUCGCGUGAAUUAUCAAUUUAUGAUGCACGUACGGGUGAAAAACAACGUAGUACACAGCUUGUUCAUGAUGGUACUAUGCUUUCGCGAGUUCUAUACUAUGGAAUACCGGGAACAAAUAAUGGUAACGGUGAACGUCUUAUAACAACUGGUAGUUCACGAAGUACCCGACGACAAUUAGCUAUCUACAGUUCUCGACCUUUGGAUGCACCAUUAGCUGUUGUAGAUAUUGAUGGCGGGUCCGGUUUUCUCAUGCCUAUGGUUGAUAAUGAUCUCAAUUUAUUGUACAUUGCUGGAAAGGGUGAUGCCAAUAUUCGAUUUUAUGAAUUAUUAAAAGAAGCACCAUUUAUAUCAUAUUUGAAUGAAUCUUCCGGUUCUAAAGCACAUACAGCGGUAUGCUUACUUCCCAAACGUGGUCUCAACGUAAUACAAUGCGAAAUAAUGAGGAUAUUUCGGGUUGAUGCUGAACAGUUGGUUAUUGAACCAUUGUCAUUCUUUGUUCCGAGAAGAGCUGACGGAUUUCAAGCUGAUCUGUAUCCGGCAACACGAUCUCCAACUCCGUCCCUAUCAUUUCGUGAAUGGUUAGCUGGUUUAAAUCGUGAGCCAAUUAUGCUUGAGCUAAAAGAUUGUCUAUUGAACUGUACAAACAAACCAGUAACAUUUGCCAAGGAGAGUAAUCGAACCAAACUAAUGAUCGCUGAUGUUAACAAUGAUCGUAAAUUCCGGUUUCUAUCUCAGGUGACAAAACCGGACUAUCGCGAAAUAAAGGAUCGUGAAGAUCGUGAAGAGUUAUUGAAAAUCAAAAGAAUUAAGGCAAAAUUAGCUGCUGAAUCAGCAGAUGAAAUUAACAAAGAACAGCACAUCAAUGAGAAAAUGGGUGAAACAAAUGGUAUACAUAUUGGAGAGAAAAAUAACGGGAAUGAAAAUACGGAUAUGUCACUUUCAUCUUCAAUCAGUGAGACAAAUGUUCCAACUACCCUUACUGCUACCAAUGUUACUUUAAUAAAUCAUAAAAAUUCAUCAUCCAAUCCACAGAUUGCUAUCGUUAUCGAUCGAAGUACAUCAUUAUUUUCAAUUAAAUCUGGCAAUAGUGUUACAGCGAAGAUUGGUUCAGCUCCAAGUGUUUCUGUGGAAGAUCAUAAUGGAUUACUAAUGAAACAAACAGAGCAACAUAAAUUACCGAUGGUACGACGAAAAUUGAGUAGUGGAAAUAGUAAAUUGGAGGAACGAAGUGAGAAUGAGAAUAAUGAAAGCAGUCAUAGCUGUUUCUCGGAAGAAGCGGUCGUAAAUGUUUUGAGGGAAAUGGAACGGGAAUUAUGGAAAUGUCGAAGUAGAUGUGAACAGUUGGAAAAAAUUGUUCAUUUGCAACAGCAAGAUAUAGAAAGUUUACGGUAUGAAAUUCAUUGGAAGGAUAGUCGGAUCGAUUUCCUGCAAACUCAGUUACAGCAAUUGGAUAUAACUCGUGACACUUCUCGAUCUUCCUGA